UAUUGCGGCUAAUAUAACAAGUAGGCGUACUCGGACAACAAUUGACAGAACCAUACACAUACCAACUUUCUCAAGAUGUUCACAUGUAAUUUGAUAUCCCAGGAAUAGUUUUACCGUUCAGACAGGAAGGAAAAGCUUAUAUUGGUCGCCAUGGCAAAUAACAGAUCGGAUCGACCGCUCCUCGAGAUUAAGAAGUCAUACGCAGGUCAAAGUUCAAAAGAAGAAGAGGAUCACAUCGAGAAUACAUCACAUUCUUCACAAUUCAACCGUAUGGGUCUGUCGGUCAUGACUGCUACAGCACUGAUCAGUGGAAAAAUUGCCGGCUUAGGAAUUCAGAUACUUCCUGGUGCCGUCGCAAGAACAGGUGCGUGGGGUCUUGUGGUGGCCAUCGUAGCUCUACUCCUGUCGGCGUUCUCGGGGACUUUACUCUCUAAGAGCUGGAUACUACUCCGACAGAGGUACUCGAAAUACCGCACCGAAAUCCACCGCUAUCCUUACCCAGCCUUGGCCUACGAGGCAUAUGGAAUAUGGGGCAGGAGAAUAGCAUCCGUUCUUCUCUAUCUUUACGGUGUGGCUAUAUGCACGACUGGAUUACUUAUACUCUCCGAUAAUCUCCAUGUUUUACUCAAGCUCCUCAACGUCCAUCUAACAGCGUGCGCUUACUUGCCCAUGGUGGCGGUGUUCGUCUGCCCCUUCCUCUGGAUGGGCACACCGAAAGAUUUCUGGUUCGUAGGUUACUUCGCGAUUAUAACUGCAUUCACGGCGGGUGGGUUUCUAUUCGUCGGAUCCCUGCUCGACCACGAUACCUACUCCGGCAUCGACCACCCCGACGAAGUCGAGGUCGAUGAGAUCUUUUCAUCCAUGGGUGACAUCAUAUUCGCGUACGCCGGGCAGUCUGUCUAUCCUACCGUGCAGCACGACAUGCGAAACCCAGAGGAUUUCACCACCAGUGUUCUGCUAGGUUAUGCAAUUACAGCGAUCAUCUACUUCCCUGCCACCAUCACGUGUCUCAUCAUCUACGGAGAAGGCUAUCGUGCGCUCCAUGCCUCCAAUAUCCUGGAUAUAGUGACGUCACACUUCAUCACUGUACCGUUCAUCAUCCUCAUCAUGUUCUACACGAUUCCUGUCAUCAUCAUCACAUCCAAUCCGUUCUUCCAAGACGCUGAAGAUUUCUUCAAUAUUCCUUACGUGUUUACAUGGAAGCGGUGUUUACUACGGUCCUUGUACAUACUCCUUCUCCUCUUCGUCGCCAUGACUUUCCCGCACUUCACGAUCUUCUUGCCGCUGAUCGGUGGCCCAUUAGUAGCAGUCGUCAAUUUUAUCUUGCCCAUCGUCAUCUAUGCCAAGCUCGUACGGAUGGAACCCCCGGCCAGUCCACCGGAAAGCAUUAUUCCCGCGUGCCUUACGAACACUUGUCACGUGAUAAUCGUGCUCGUAGCCAUCCUCGGUGCAGGGAUGUCGUCCGGUGCUGCCGUCUAUCAUCUAGUUACAAGUCACGAUGGCGUAUACCCACCGUGCUAUUCUAAUAUAAGUAACUUCUACGACUUCGGGCUUUAA
Strongylocentrotus purpuratus (purple sea urchin) is the source of this 1557-nucleotide messenger RNA. RefSeq names its product amino acid transporter AVT1F-like. The record is from RefSeq and is a predicted model, not a curated record. NCBI's taxonomy places the organism in Eukaryota, Metazoa, Echinodermata, Echinoidea, Camarodonta, Strongylocentrotidae. Bases 151 to 1557 code for a protein of 468 amino acids. The transcript has 9 exons.